AUGAAUUUACAAAAAGAAAACACCAGUUCAUCGGAAGAUGAUGACUCUGACAAAGAUGCUGGCUUUAUCCCAAAUAAAAAUAAAAAAGCAAAAUUCAGUUACGGAACUGCCGAGCGCCGUAUGCUGCCUUUAAUAUUAUCAUGGGCUUCAACAGCCCAUAAAAUGCAAGGCACCACAGUCGAUUAUGCUGUCGUUUACUUGGGGUGGAAACUAUUGGUACAAGGUCAAGCGUACGUCAUCAUUAGCAGAGUUCGUAGCCUCGAUGGACUUCGUAUCGAAGAAUUGGACGCUUCAAAAAUAACGGGAAAGACAUGCUGUAACGUUGACGCUUUGGAUGAAAUUGAAAGAAUCAGACAACAUCUAUAA
This is a messenger RNA of Acyrthosiphon pisum (pea aphid), 366 nucleotides long. RefSeq names its product ATP-dependent DNA helicase PIF1-like. Lineage: Eukaryota; Metazoa; Arthropoda; Insecta; Hemiptera; Aphididae. The record is from RefSeq and is a predicted model, not a curated record. The transcript is spliced from 3 exons. The coding region runs from base 1 to 366 and encodes 121 amino acids.